Rhopilema esculentum is the source of this 3538-nucleotide messenger RNA. Its product is annotated as glycogen [starch] synthase. Gene Ontology annotation, cellular component: cytoplasm. Lineage: Eukaryota; Metazoa; Cnidaria; Scyphozoa; Rhizostomeae; Rhizostomatidae. Gene Ontology annotation, biological process: glycogen biosynthetic process. The record is from RefSeq and is a predicted model, not a curated record. Gene Ontology annotation, molecular function: alpha-1,4-glucan glucosyltransferase (UDP-glucose donor) activity.
CAUUGUCUCCCUGUGAAGUGGACAGCAAAUGGAGAAUCUUGCAACGUUGAAAGGACAGAGGUGAUCCGGUUGUACUUUCUAAUCCUGACAGAAAAUGAGCGAUUCUGAAGACGAAAUCGAGAAGUAUGUGUUUGAAGUGGCAUGGGAGGUUGCCAACAAGGUUGGAGGUAUCUAUACUGUUAUCAGAUCAAAAGCAGCAGUGACUGUUGACGAACUUGGCAAUGAUUAUUGCCUCUUUGGUCCAUACAAUGAGAGCAGUGUCCAAACUGAGGUGGAGGUGAUGACCCCUGAGUCAUCUGUCAUGAAUGAUGUCAUCCAGUCAAUGCAGGACAAGGGCAUGAAGGUGACUUUUGGCCGAUGGCUAAUUGAUGGAUAUCCAAAGGUUGUUUUGUUCGAUAUUGGGACUGGGUACAAGAUGGUCAAUGAGUGGAAAAACGAUCUGUGGAAUGCGUCACAUGUUGGAAUUCCUUCUCAUGACAAAGAAUCAACUGAUGCUGUUGUUUUUGGUGCAUUGGUGGCCUGGUUUUUAGGGGAGUUCCGCGCACGAAUUAACCCAGAAGCCCUCAUCAUUGCUCAUUUCCAUGAAUGGCAAUCUGGUCUCGGACUUGUUUUUCUCAGAACGAGACACAUCGAUGUAUGCACUGUUUUUACAACUCAUGCCACGUUGCUAGGGAGGUAUCUUUGUGCAUCCAGUGCUGACUUUUAUAACAAUCUUGCCAAGUUCAAUGUGGACAAGGAAGCCGGCGAUCGUGGUAUUUAUCAGAGAUACUGCAUCGAGCGAGCAGCUGUCCAUUGCGCACACGUUUUUACGACCGUGUCUCAUAUCACGGCUGAUGAAGCAGAACAUCUGCUCAAGAAAAGACCAGAUUGCAUCACGCCAAAUGGUCUGAAUAUCAUCAAAUAUGUAGCUCUUCACGAGUUCCAGAAUAUGCACGCAGUCUAUAAAGACAAGAUCCAUGAUUUUGUUAGAGGGCAUUUCUAUGGGCACUAUGACUUUGACCUUGAUAAAACAGUGUACUUCUUCACCGCUGGAAGGUACGAGUAUUCAAAUAAAGGAGCAGAUUUAUUUCUUGAAUCGUUGGCUCGCCUCAACUACAUGCUGAAGACUGCUGAUGUCGAUAUCACAGUCGUUGCAUUUCUAAUUUUCCCUGCACGAACGAACAAUUUUAACGUCGAGGCAUUGAAAGGGCAAGCUCAUGUUAAACAGCUGAGAGAGACGGUUGCAAGUGUGCAUGAUAAAGUUGGUAAAAGGAUUUUUGAUGCGGCAAUGAGAGGUCGCUUGCCAGAAAAGGAUGAGCUGUUGGUAAAAGACGACCUUGUCAAGCUAAAAAGAUGUAUCUUUGCGACCCAACGAGCGGGGUUGCCCCCCAUUGUUACCCACAACAUGCUGGAUGAUGGGACCGACCCAAUCUUAAACCACAUUCGUCGUAUUCAACUGUUUAAUCACAGAACAGACAAAGUAAAGGUCAUAUUUUACCCAGAAUUCCUCUCUUCAACCAACGCCCUAUUUCCGCUAGACUACGAAGAGUUUGUGCGCGGCUGCCAUCUUGGCGUAUUCCCCUCUUACUAUGAGCCGUGGGGAUACACACCAGCUGAAUGUACAAUGAUGGGUGUUCCGAACGUCUCAACGAAUCUUUCCGGAUUCGGUAGGUUUAUGGCAGAGCAUAUUGCGGAUCCGGACUCGUAUGGAAUUUUUAUAGUUGAUCGACGAUUCAGAGGUGUUGACCAAUCAAUCCACCAGCUUGCUCAGUACAUGUUCAAUUUCUGCCAAUUGAGUAGAAGGCAAAGGAUUAUUUUACGGAACAGAACAGAACGGCUUAGUGAACUGUUAGACUGGAAGAACCUAGGAGUGUAUUAUGAAGAAGCCCGGGCCUUGGCAGUCGAAAAAUGUCACCCAGACAAGGCACCAAGAAUGCGAUUCCCCGGGAGGGAAAUGAACUUCAGAUUCCCGCGGCCUCCUUCUGAGCCAACCUCGCCUGCACCAUCGAUCCAUGGUGAUUCUGACGUUGAGUCGAUCAUUGACGAAGAAGAAAGUGCGGAUUUCAUUAAUAUUCGCGAGAAAUUGAAAAACACAGACCUAAGUCACUGAGUUUUCAGUUAGCUGAACAAAAGUAAUUUUUAAUGCUUAGAUACCUAUCUAGAUGUUUGCAAAGGACAAGAAGUGUCACAGAAUAGAGAAAGGGCAGAAAGGAAUCCCUCCGCGGCCAAUUUGUUGUUUUUCGAAGCGACGAAAAUCUUUCAGUAAGCGUAUAUCUAGCUAUUAUCGCUGCAAUCAAGAUUAUGACGUCACAGUGACGUCAUAGUCACAUCCGAUUUAGAAAGUAACCAGACAAAUAGAAGCCCUUCAGAAUAGGCUAUUUGCCCCUAACUUCCGUACAGUUAUGGGAAUGAAGCUUGAAUGCUCAAAACACAGAAUGGUGUGGGGGGGGGGAGUGGUAGGUCCUAGCCAGUGUGCCAAAACAAUAAGUAAGCUUGCUUGCCGAUAAUUAACUUGGUUAGUCUAAAAUACAUUCGCAUGUGCGCUUGUAAAGUGCGUCGAACUCACAUGAAUGGAGUUUCACUUUUGCCUUUUCACUAUCCUAUGACACAGUCAGUUUCAAAGAUGGCGCCCAACGAAGGGGUAGACUACUGUAAAGCUUGAAAACAAUGUAAAGAAAAGUACAAAUUUUUCAUUGGUUUUAGAACGGAAGCCCUCAAGACAGAGAAUAUGGUAUGGGAUGGAUGUGACUUUUAAUUUUUUUUUAUUGACUUCACGUUUGUUAACCAAGUGACUGCCAAAUUUUCUAGAUUCUUCGUAGGUAAAUUUUUUAUGUAGCUUAUUCACAAGCUAACAAGCACCCGCCAAAUGUAAACUUUCCUUAGACAGAGCUUGCGUGCUACAAUGAAGGAGCUCCAACUUGCCCCCUCCCCCCUCUUUUAGCCUUUAAGUAAGGCCAUCUGAGCGUGAAUCGUCUGUUCUUAUAGGCAGGAGUCGAUAAUCUUGUUACCCAAAACGAAAAUGUGACUCUGGCUUACUUGGUGCCAUACUUAGAGCAGCUGCAAACACUGCAAGAUCGAUCUACCCCAUCUUUAAUGACCCCCUUUUAGAGAUAAUUCCAACCCUUCUUUUCUAUUUCAACCCAUCACUAGUUAGGCACCGUAGAGUAGCCAUUAGUGAUACAAAAUAAUGAUAUGCCGUUCUGAAUUUCUUGCAAAUUUCCGGAUCUUCUGCAAGGCUCCUGAUCUUCUGCGAUGUUCCGGAUUUCCCACAAUGUUCCGUUUCCAGACGCCUGUCUUUUUUCCUUUAUAGACAACGCACCCUUCAGUUUUAACCAUAUAUGAUCCGGCACGAUAGCAUAAUAUCUAAUAACCUGUUCUUAGUGUUCUUAGUGUCCUUAGUGUCCUAAUGCUUCAUAAAUAUUUUAUUGCUUGAAUCGAGUGGCAGGCACGUCAUCACAGUGUGAUGAUUAUUAUUAUAACCAUUAACUCAUAUACGUAUGCAAAAAGAUUCGCUGAUUUUGUAAAGAAAACAAGAAUAUUGUUUAAUGUUUGUUGAUUU